AUGUGGCCCGCGGGCCGUGGUUUGCCCAGGUCUGUUUUAAAGGAAAAGUGUCUUCAGUGUGGAUACAAACACUUUACGGGCGUGGACGGCAGUGACGGGAUGCUGAGGGAAGCUGCUAAAAGCAGAUUGUACAAGGACCUCAGACUGGCCUUACUGGGAACAGAUCUACUUCCUGCAGAGCCUGAUACGUAUGAUAUCGUUAUAAUCGUCGGAGCUUUGGGUGUUGGGUUUGUACCUGUCAGUGUGGUCAGGGAGCUCUGCAAAGCCGCCACCCCGGGAGGCUACAUUUGCAUGAUCAAAGGUGAUCACAGGAGUGAAGAUCAUGACGAGUACAAGGUUGCCCUGGAGAUGGAGCUGCAGCUGAUGGAGGAGGAGAAGCUGUGGUCACGUGUCAGUGUGAAGGAGUUCGACAAGUACAUGACAGACAUGUACAGUGAAGAUGUCCAAGAAGACAAAUAUGUGACCGGUACUGGGUACCUGUACAGAAAGAACCUGGAGUGAGCA
Molecule: messenger RNA, 504 nt
Organism: Thalassophryne amazonica
Lineage: Eukaryota; Metazoa; Chordata; Actinopteri; Batrachoidiformes; Batrachoididae
Product: methyltransferase-like protein 27
Exons: 4
Coding region: 1-501 (166 amino acids)
Molecular function (GO): S-adenosylmethionine-dependent methyltransferase activity
Source: RefSeq, a predicted model, not a curated record